Messenger RNA from Mesocricetus auratus (golden hamster), 7959 nucleotides. It is a transcript of the gene Arhgap26, whose product is annotated as Rho GTPase activating protein 26. Gene Ontology annotation, molecular function: GTPase activator activity; protein binding. The record is from RefSeq and is a predicted model, not a curated record. Gene Ontology annotation, biological process: signal transduction. NCBI's taxonomy places the organism in Eukaryota, Metazoa, Chordata, Mammalia, Rodentia, Cricetidae. Gene Ontology annotation, cellular component: cytoplasm.
GGCUUCUGUGAGAAGGCGCUCGAGGGUGCUGGGGAGCGGAGCCGCAGAGGAGGCGGGAGGCGGUGGCCGCGUUCCUUCGCUUCCCGGCGCCUCCGAGGGUCCGCCGCCGCGCCUGCAGCCCGCGUGCCGUCCGGCUGAGUCCCGGCUGCGGUCUCGAGCCUGCCGCUGCCCCUGACCCCCAGCUCGCGGGGCGAGCCGGCGCCACACCUGUGGAUCGGCCGUCGUCGCGGUUGUCCGCCGGGCAGCGCGCGAGGCGCGUCCUCUCGGCUGGGCUCUGCGGGCAGGAUGGGGCUCCCGGCGCUUGAGUUCAGCGACUGCUGCCUCGACAGCCCGCACUUCCGAGAGACGCUCAAGUCCCACGAAGCAGAGCUGGACAAGACCAACAAAUUCAUCAAGGAGCUCAUCAAGGACGGGAAGUCGCUCAUUAGCGCGCUCAAGAAUUUGUCUUCAGCAAAGCGGAAGUUUGCAGAUUCCUUAAAUGAAUUUAAAUUUCAGUGUAUAGGAGAUGCAGAAACAGAUGACGAGAUGUGUAUAGCGAGAUCUUUGCAAGAAUUUGCCACUGUUCUCAGGAAUCUUGAAGAUGAGCGGAGUCGCAUGAUUGAGAAUGCCAGCGAGGUGCUCAUCACACCCUUGGAGAAGUUUCGAAAGGAGCAGAUCGGGGCUGCCAGGGAAGCCAAAAAGAAGUAUGACAAAGAGACAGAGAAAUAUUGUGGCAUCUUAGAAAAGCAUUUGAAUUUGUCUUCCAAAAAGAAGGAAUCCCAGCUGCAGGAGGCAGACAGCCAAGUGGACCUGGUUCGGCAGCAUUUCUACGAAGUGUCCCUGGAGUAUGUCUUUAAGGUGCAGGAAGUCCAAGAGAGAAAGAUGUUUGAGUUUGUGGAGCCCCUCCUGGCCUUCCUGCAAGGACUCUUCACUUUCUAUCACCAUGGUUAUGAGCUGGCCAAGGACUUUGGUGACUUUAAGACACAGCUGACCAUCAGCAUACAAAAUACAAGAAACCGCUUCGAAGGAACCAGAUCUGAAGUGGAAUCGUUGAUGAAGAAGAUGAAGGAAAACCCCCUUGAGCACAAGACCAUCAGCCCCUACACCAUGGAAGGGUACCUUUAUGUGCAGGAGAAACGUCACUUUGGAACUUCUUGGGUGAAGCACUACUGCACAUACCAGCGGGACUCCAAACAAAUCACCAUGGUUCCAUUUGACCAAAAGUCAGGAGGAAAGGGGGGAGAAGACGAGUCCAUCACCCUCAAAUCCUGCACGCGGCGGAAGACAGACUCCAUUGAGAAGAGAUUUUGCUUUGAUGUGGAAUCAGUAGACAGGUCAGGGGUUAUCACCAUGCAGGCGUUGUCGGAAGAGGACCGUAGGCUCUGGAUGGAAGCCAUGGAUGGCCGGGAACCUGUCUACAACUCAAACAAAGACAGCCAGAAUGAAGGGACUGCGCAGUUGGACAGCGUCGGCUUCAGCAUAAUAAGGAAAUGCAUCCAUGCGGUGGAAACCAGAGGGAUCAAUGAACAAGGACUCUACCGAAUUGUGGGGGUCAACUCCAGAGUGCAGAAGUUGCUGAGUGUCUUGAUGGAUCCCAAAGCAGCCUCUGAGUCAGAAACUGACAUCUGUGCGGAAUGGGAGAUAAAGACCGUCACAAGUGCUCUGAAGACCUACCUGAGAAUGCUUCCAGGACCACUCAUGAUGUACCAGUUUCAAAGAAGUUUCAUCAAAGCGGCAAAGCUGGAAAACCAAGAAACCCGAGUCUCUGAGAUCCACAGCCUUGUUCAUCGACUCCCAGAGAAGAAUCGGCAGAUGUUGCAGCUGCUCAUGAACCACCUGGCAAAUGUCGCCAACAACCACAAGCAGAAUUUGAUGACUGUGGCAAACCUUGGCGUGGUGUUUGGACCCACCUUGCUGCGGCCUCAGGAAGAGACAGUGGCAGCCAUCAUGGACAUCAAGUUUCAGAAUAUUGUCAUUGAGAUCUUAAUAGAGAACCAUGAAAAGAUAUUCAACACCGUGCCUGACGUGCCCCUCACCAAUGCCCAACUACACCUGUCCCGGAAGAAAAGCAGUGACUCCAAGCCCCCAUCGUGCAGCGAGAGGCCCCUGACGCUCUUCCAUGCUAUGCCGUCCACAGAAAAACAGGAGCAAAGGAACAGCAUCAUCAACUCCAGUUUGGAAUCAGUCUCCUCAAGUGCAAACAGCACCCUUAAUUCUAGCAGCAGCCUGCAGCCUAAUAUGAACUCCAGCGACCCAAACCUGGAUGUGGUCAAACCUGCUCGGCCCAACUCACUCCCCCCGAAUCCAAGCCCAACUUCACCCCUCUCGCCAUCAUGGCCCAUGUUCUCGGCGCCAUCCAGCCCUAUGCCCACCUCAUCCACGUCCAGCGACUCAUCCCCCGUCAGGCCAGAAGAAGCGGUCCAUGAAGACUCCAGCACACCGUUCCGGAAGGCAAAGGCCUUGUAUGCCUGCAAAGCUGAACACGACUCUGAGCUCUCCUUCACAGCAGGCACCGUCUUCGACAAUGUUCACCCAUCUCAGGAGCCUGGCUGGUUGGAGGGGACUCUGAAUGGAAAGACUGGCCUCAUCCCAGAGAACUACGUGGAGUUCCUCUAACCUGGAGCCCAGGCAGUCCUGCUGAGCUUCCCGUGGUCUCCAUGACAACUGCUGAUUCUGGUGUCCUGGCCACUUUUCAUUGCCACUGAGAAAGCAGGGAGCCUGACUGCUGCUCCCUGCCAACACGAAUGCGUUGGGAACUUGUGUCACAUCUCUCCAUGAUGGUCUCAGCUGACAGCACACAGCCAGCGGUGCUGCAAGGACAGAGAGUCAUGGGCAGAGGAGGCCGCCUCAUUUCAGUGACCCCUGGAAGCCCCGCAGAGCUGCUUUCUCACGCGGGCCCUGCACAGGGAGCCCUGGUUUCGUUUCAACAGUCAUCCAAACCCACAGGCUUCUGGAAGACGAAACAGGAUGAGAAUAGUCCUACAGAGGGUGCAGCAUUGCUGAGCUGGGGGUGCAGCAUUGCUGAGCUGGACAAGGCAAGGCAAAGGAACUAAGAUGCAGGCUGCCUCUACUACUGCUGUUUGCAGGGGGCGUGCUUCCUCUCUCCUUCCUUCUCCCAGAGACACAGGGCUGCAGGCAGCUGGGCCUGGCGGCAAGCGCAGGGGAUGGGGGGGGGGGUGCCGCGCUGUUUACAUAAGGUCCAAUCUCUCACCAUCUCUCCAGCAGCUGUUGGCCUAUAAUCAGCAGCGUUCAGUCCAGUCCUCUCAUGCAAAGAAGCACAUGCCCCUCACGUUCUCUGCCACUGAAGGCUUCCAUCACUGCCAUCACCUAGUAACCAUAGCAACCCAACCUACUCUAAAACUAAGCCAAAAAUAGUACUCCUCUUUGUAUGACACCCCCCUCCAUCAGUUCUGGUGGGUUUUUUAAUGGUCUUCCAACAAUCUGAAGCAAGGGAUUAGACCAUUAGGGUGGUCUGUCUGAGGCAGACAGGGUAACAGCUAGGGACUGCUCCUUUUCUGGUAUAUGUCAGCAUCAUCAGGAUAGGUUUGGAGCAAACUCUAGGAACCUGUUGAGAUUAAACCCAGACACAAUCAGUACUUCUGUUCUUCAUGCAAUGAGUUCUUGCUUCAGAGGGCCAGAUGCUACCUCCCUCUGGGCUAGUGAUUGGCGGGUCCCCUCUGGUCCCCACUCUCCCUGCUGCCUGUCUUUGCCCUUGCCAAUGACCCCAAACAGCUCCCUAGAAUGGUUUUGCUACUGAGGUCCUGUAGAGUUGAGAGAUGAUUAUUGGGCCAAAUCUGUAGCCUGAAUUUUAAAAGGACAUCUGUAUUCACUGCCACCAGAGAAAGAGGGGAUCAUUAACUAGUUGUCCAGGCAUGAGGCUAUUAUAGACAACUCGGAAUCUGGAAGACACCAGAUGAUGAGGCCUGGAGGCUAGGGAGGGUGCCUUCCUUCUAGGAGAGGGAAUUCCCGAUUAAAAGGCACUGGGUUUCACUGUUAUGCAUGGGAGACCACCUGGUCAUCUCAACGUCAUGUGACCUCCAAAGAACGGAAUCAUGGUAUCUUCACAUGUACAUGCCCUUACACUAGAGGGCCUCUGGACAGACACGCUGCCACGUUCUCCAGGAGCCCCUGGGAUGGCAGUGUUGCUCCAGCGUGUCUUUGGUUCUGGAAUUCCCUUAGGGUUCUUUAAUGAAGAAAAGAAAAACUUGAAUUGUGUUGAAUUACUGUAUCUUUUGCUUUUUUUUAAGAUAAAUGUGUAAAUAGAAUGAUUUGGAAUAUUAUAUGGUAAAGUUUUAUAUUUGAUAUUCUUUAAGCUAGUUGCUCCAUACCUUUAGUCUUUGAUUGCUGAACAAAUGUGUUUAAAAGGGUGCAAGAGAGGCAGGGUUGAUGAGUCAUAGUCAUGUCCCCUCUCUGGCCCGUGAAAGAAUGUUUCCUUAUGGUUCCUGUCGGUAAGCCUGAAAAGUUCAUUGUAUUCAGUUUUCUGUAUCUACGUGUGAUUUCCAGGCUUCAGAGUUUAAAGGCUUUUCAGGUAAUGAAUUUUCAAAGAACUCCCAUCUAACAGUAAACUCAGGGUUUAAGUAGGUGGGGCAAGGGGUGACAUGUUUAUUUGUUUUUGUUUGUUCUUCUCAGGUGUAUUUCUUGGUACCCCAGGAUGUCCAGACAGAAGGAGAUGAGACAAUUACUCCUUUUCUUCCACAUCUCCUAAGAUUUUAUAAAUAUAGCCUAGCUGGUAUGUAACUGUGUCUGUCAGUUCUAAGAACAAGAGACCCAGCUGCUACGAUUUUUAGUUGGCGGUGUGCUUUUACUCUCUUUCUGUAGGUAUGUUUCUGCACUGCUGUUUCUCCUCCAGAUUCCCUACAGCUCCAAAUUAAUUCCCCCAGAGGGCUGUAAGCUGCUACAUCUACUGUAGUCCCACUACAGCUGUUAGAGUUUACCAGCUAAAGGAUUGUACUGUUGUCACCAGGAACUCAGCCAGGAAUAAGGGCAACUCUACCUUCAGUCAGAGAGCCAGACUGAGCCGAGCAAGGCAGACACAGGACUCAACCGCCAUUGAAGCUGGGCAUGAGGGCUCCUGCAUGCAGGCUUAGCACUUGGAAGGCAGAGGCAGGAGGGCUGCCGAAGGCCUAAGGCAGACAGGUUUUGGGGUGGGGAGGAGGACCGAAAACUAAAGAAAGAAAGGAAAUAGACUCAGGUCCCUAACCUAUUCCCUGUGAGCUUGAGAACCAAUUAAAAGAGCCCAGUAUGAUACUCUGAUGAUUUAAAUGGUCACCUGCCCUGUCAUAAGUGAGGUGUUCUUGUAGUCAGGUCCCAGCAUGACUGCUUGGAUGCACAUCCUCUCUGCUGAGCUGGCCGUGGUUUGAAGCCUCUCUCUUAGGCUGACCUCCUUCCAGCUUCCCUGAGGCCAUGUGUGGCCUAUGACAGAUGGUCACUCUGUUUCCCUCUGUCCAGCUAGGCCUCCCUCCUCAUCAUCAGCUAACAAACUGGGGAGGUGAAUAGGAGCCAAGUGAACUGGAAUAUUAAAAAUGAAACAUGCCCUUUCUGCUCUCUGAACUCCCCCUCAACUCCCGUGGGUAAGGAUGACUGGUGUAAAACGUGGGGAGUGGGUUAUCCAAAUGGAGGUCCAUUGAUCGAAUUCCCAAAGAUUCCCCAAGCAUUGAGUUUCUCUUCUAGUCCCUGUGAUCAGCUGGUUAUGACCUGAACUGGGUGUUUUUAUGAUGAUUGGCCCACUCCACCUUGAGAUACAGAGUUCUAUAACUGAAUAGUGUCAUGCAUGCCUUGAGAAGAUAGCUGGUUCCAAAUCCCUGUCCCUAAGCAAGGAAAACCUGGACUUGCUGAAGAUUAGAUUCUCCCCCAGUUUUCAAGAUCAUUGUAUAGCAACGAACUCGAUUUAGUGGACCCCUCAGGAGCCUAUCAGUACUGGAGCCAGUUCUUAGUUUUUCUAAAGCCAGUUGUGGAGUCUUGUAGGUGCUUUCUUUGCAGUGAAGAAAAGAGAAAGUUAGCAUAAGUAAUUGGAGACCAGCACUGUGGCAAUGAGCCAUGCUGGUUUCUUGGGAAUUGCAGGCACACACCCACAACUCUCUACAGGAGCGUGCCACACCUGGAUCUCAGAGAAAUCCCUCCUGGAAACGGUAACACCAAUCAUACCAAAACUGUUACUCUGUCUUAGAGGUUCCAGAAGUGUCCAUGAUUGAGGCAUGAGGAAAUAGACUAAAGAUGAUGUGAUUGUGUAUUCAUGGCUGGCUGUUGACACCUGUCAUCCUCUGGUACCUGCUUUCAGAGACAAAGCUACUCUCCCAGCUUCAUAGCCAUGGAGCUCCCAGGUGACCACCCUGGCACCCCACAUUUGCUCCGUCACCCAUUGUUCCUCAUAGAUACCUGACUUUCGAAGGAAUGUCCUGGGUGUCUGUGGAGGGAGUUAUCCGCCACCUCUGACAAACUUGACAGUGAUCAUGUAUGUAGACAGCCCUGCCCCUUAGCCCUUAGUCAGCCAGGUGCCCUUCACACCCCACAGUGGUGUUUGAGAAAUGCCUUUUGUGCUCAAAUAUUUCUGAAGCCAUGCUGAUCUAGUGGCUGUCUGUGAGGAUAGCAUCAAACUGACAACAGCAAGAGAGCAGUGAGCCCCACACAUUCCUCAACACUCCCGAGACAAGACUCCAACAAGUAAUAAUUAGCUCUCUUCCUCUUGCCCCCACAGUACUAUAUAACUUAGAGUUUCCCAAAGCAGACAACGAUUCCAGAUGUCACUCAGAGGCAGCCUUGUGUUCGUGGGAAGAAAAGCAUAGAUAUAAAAAUGCCAGGAUCAGAAAGAAAAAAGUGAGCCAUACCGAGAAGCCCCUGAUCUUUAUAGAGUGCUAAGUUCUGCUCUUACAGGAGCAGGGGGCAGGGGUAGAAAUGGACUAUGGCAGGAAAAAAUUCACCACUAAUAAUUUUUCACAAGUCUGUAGGACACACAAUGAAAAUACCCUUCAUGGUGGAAUGUUUUAGACAGCAAGAACCGAGCGUAGUCCUAACCCAUGGAAGGUCAGUUGAGAACUGUUGUGUCAGAAUUAGUGUAGUUGGUGGGGUUCAGCCAGGCUGGGACAUUCUGUACCAUCCCACAUCCACAGUUCCCAUAGGCUUCUGAGUAACAGUCACCAGCGGCGUUCCUCAGGGUCAAGAUGCCAGGACCAGCAUAGUGUCUGUGAAAACAUCCAUCUGGUGAUUACAAAAGUUGUGUGUGCAUGUGUUCCUGUGUGUGUCAUGUAUGGCACAUACCUACAUGUGUAAAGAUAUAGCCUAAUGAUGGACACACAUGAGCUUACACUUCCAAAACUUUUCCCGCUUUGGAGAUUUGGAAGUAGGGUCUCAGAGGCAUGCAAGGCUGUUGAUUCCCAUUCAAAAGAUCAAAGAUGCAAGUGAGUACCAUCCAAAGCCUGCAUUCACAUUUAUCACGUAGUCAUCUGCGGCUGUGUUCCUUGUGACUUAUUAAAAGUCGUGUCAAAAACUCAAACCCAGUAGCUAAUGCUAGGCUAGUGUUCAAAAGCACUCUAAAAGACAUUUACUCCUUAUUUUGGGAAAUAAACUAUUUGCAUGUUUAAUUCAUCUUUUAGGCUACCUUUGAGUAUACUGUACAGUGCUGUGUGAUAUAAUAUCAAUAAAUUACUUAUAAAUGGCACUUUAAUAUUUUCUUUUGAAAAAUCAUAAAUAAUGCACUGUUGUAAAUUUCAGUAUUGAAUAUUGACUGGUGCAUAGAAUCAAAUUCUGUAAUUAAAUAGUAACCUGCAAAUAGGAUAGAACAUUUUUCCUGUUAUAAAAAAAAAACAGUUUGCCAUGUUCAGGCUUUUAAAAAAUGUGUUUCUGUGCCACUGUGUGUAUCUAUGAAGAAAAUACAAUUUUUGUCAAGCACCUCUGAAACUUGUCUUUUUUAUGUUUGGUUUGUGUACGUGGCAAUCCCUAUAAAGUAGAAGUAUAACUUUUGAAUUAAAUGAUUUUUCCAUUUGA